Messenger RNA from Mangifera indica (mango), 2744 nucleotides. RefSeq names its product serine/threonine-protein kinase CTR1-like. Bases 276 to 2351 code for a protein of 691 amino acids. Gene Ontology annotation, biological process: protein phosphorylation. The record is from RefSeq and is a predicted model, not a curated record. NCBI's taxonomy places the organism in Eukaryota, Viridiplantae, Streptophyta, Magnoliopsida, Sapindales, Anacardiaceae. The transcript is spliced from 16 exons. Gene Ontology annotation, molecular function: protein kinase activity; ATP binding.
CCGGACUCUUGACUCACACUCAACUCACCUUAACACGGAAACAAGACAUAUGCUUCAUUACAUUUAAUUUGAAAUCCAUCAUAAUGAAAGCUACUUUAUUCAGCCAAAUUCUUUCCCUCUUCUAAAAUUAUCGUUCCUCACCACACGCCCACACUAAUUAAAGUCUCCUUUUUAACUUUCCAAAAGCACUUUUUCUUUUUAAUUAUGGCUGACUUUGGGGUUUGGCUGAAGAAUGAAUGGGUUCUUAUUGUUGAAUUUUGAAUUGUUGAUUGUUGAUGGAUUCUCUGGAGGGAGUUGGGAAGACGACUACCGCGUCAUCGUUUAAGAGCUGGGCUCUGCAGACUGAAGAGAGUUAUCAGUUGCAGUUGGCUCUGGCUCUUCGGCUCUCCUCUCAAGCUGCUUCUGCUGUUGAUCCUAAUUUCUUAGUUUUUGAUUCCGCUGAAAAUGCAACUGAUUCUGUUGAGACUCUCUCUCAUCGCUUCUGGGUGAAUGGUUGUCUGUCAUAUUUUGACAGAAUACCGGAUGGUUUUUACCUGAUACAUGGGAUGGAUCCAUAUGCAUGGACCAUUAGUACUGAUCAACACGACAUUGGUCUUAUCCCAUCUUAUGAAUCGUUGAAUGCUGUUCGUCCUGGUAACGAUUUGUCAAUAAAAGUGGUUUUGAUCGAUAAAUCUAGGGAUACCGGUUUGAGGGACAUACAUAACAGAGUGCUGUCUGCUUCGUGUAACUGGAUCACUGCUGAAGAUGUUGUUCAUCACCUUGCAAAUCUUGUUUGUAAUCAGCUGGGGGGUGCAGCGUCUAAUGAAGAAGAAAUUGGGAAACAGUGGAAAGAGCGUGCUGAAACUCUGGAAGACUGCCUAAGCUCAGUAAUACUUCCUAUUGGAAGCUUAUCGGUUGGCCUCUGUGUCCAUCGUGCACUGUUAUUUAAAGUGUUAGCUGACUUAGUUAACUUACCUUGCCGAAUUGCUACGGGCUGCAAAUAUUGUCGGAGGGAUCAUGCUUCCUCCUGCCUUGUAAAAAUUGGUUGUGACAGGGAGUAUUUGGUUGAUUUGUUUGGGGAGCCUGGAGUCUUAAGUCAGCCUGAUUCCUCUCUCAACGGUUCUGCUUCUGUCUUAGUUUCUUCACCCUUAUGUCAUCCAAGGUUUAAAGCCGUAAAGACCGCCGGGAACUUCAGGACAUUAGCCAAACUGUAUUUCUCUGACAACCAAUCACUUGACAUUGCACAGGAUGAUUUUUUGUCAGGUGCUGCUAGUGGUCAAGAUGAUAAAACUCAUCCAUGGUUUGCUAAAACAUUUGACUUGAAAUUUUAUGACAAGAAUCAUGUUGUUUCUGCUUCAAGCAAGAAUCUUGUAUCUUCAGUGUCACCGCUGUUCCACGGAGCUGCUUGCAAUGUUACCCCUAAUAGAGAUAUGCAGGUACUAAACUUAUUUAAUUCGAAUGCCAUUAAGUCAUCACACUUUGAGAGAGGUCCUGCUCCGCCAAGUUUGGAAGCAACUCAGUCAGUCUUGUCUACAUCAAAUAGUGAACUUUAUCUUGAGGAAGGCUUGGACAUCCCAUGGAGUGAACUUGUUUUAAAGAAGAAAAUUGGGAAAGGUUCUUAUGGAACUGUCCAUCUUGCUGAAUGGCGUAAUUUUGAUGUUGCUGUCAAAAUUCUUGUGGAGCAAGAAUUCCAUGCAGAUCGUUUUGAGGAAUUUUUAAGGGAGGUUGCUAUCAUGAAACGAUUACGACAUCCUAAUAUUGUUCUCUUUAUGGGUGCUGUUACCCAGCCCCCAAACUUGUCAAUAGUUACAGAAUAUUUAUCAAGAGGCAGCUUGUUUAAUCUAUUGCAGAUGCCCGAAGUGUUGGAUAUGAAGCUUCGCUUAAAUAUGGCUUAUGAUGUGGCAAAGGGGAUGAAUUAUCUUCAUCAGUGUAGGCCUCCUAUUGUACAUCGAGAUUUAAAGUCUCCAAAUCUUUUGGUUGACAGUAAUUACACUGUUAAGGUCUGUGAUUUUGGUCUUUCUCGUUCAAAGGCAAACACUUAUCUCUCAUCAAAGACUGCUGUAGGGACUCCGGAGUGGAUGGCACCAGAAGUUCUCCGUGAGGAGAGAUCAAAUGAAAAAUCAGAUGUCUUCAGCUUUGGCGUGAUCUUGUGGGAACUUGUAACUCUUCAGCAACCUUGGAAGAACUUAACUCCUAUGCAGGUUAUUGGAGCUGUUGCCUUCAGGGGUCAAAGGCUUGAGAUUCCAGACAGCGUGCAUCGUGCACUGGCUACCUUGAUUGAGAGUUGCUGGGCAGAUGACCCCACCAGCCGUCCUUCUUUCUUGCGUGUUAUAGAAAUUUUGCAGCAAUUGCUCAUGAGUUCCCUUUUUUAGCCCAGUUGGCCCAAACGUAUUGACUAAUUGCUAAAUCCCAUAUGAAUAAUUGUUCAUGUGGUAUUAAGGCUCUCUUCUCUAAUUAUACAGCUUAAUAUCAAUGCACGAUGCAGAGAGCUCAGUGGUCUCACGUACCAUUGUUAGAGCAUCCAUCAGUCUCAGUCAUACAUCUUCAAUCCAACUUGCCUGAACUGUAAAUCAUCAUAAACUGAGAGAUGGUGUAAAGUUGGGUCAUUUUGUUUCUGGGUUUGUGUCAUUGCGAAUGCUUCAGUCCUGCCUGUGGGAUGGCAUUGUAUUUAACUGCAAAGUCUACCUGUUCUAAGGUGCAAGAGGAUUCAUUGUGACACAUUUGGUGAGGCUUGCUAAACAUGGUAAAAUAAGAAAGUUUUUGCA